Fusarium redolens is the source of this 922-nucleotide messenger RNA. RefSeq lists its product as uncharacterized. Gene Ontology annotation, molecular function: protein binding. The record is from RefSeq and is a predicted model, not a curated record. The coding region runs from base 8 to 922 and encodes 304 amino acids. Gene Ontology annotation, cellular component: cytoplasm; nucleus. NCBI's taxonomy places the organism in Eukaryota, Fungi, Ascomycota, Sordariomycetes, Hypocreales, Nectriaceae. The transcript has a single exon.
CAAAGCGAUGCAAUCUCCACAUCCCCGCCGCAUGCUCAAUGAUGCAAUUCGCGAAAGAUCUUUACCGCAGCUCGUUGCCGCCAUGGAAAUGAUCGAAGCCGAUCCUCGACUUGGUUGUUCUCUUCAGGAAUUACUUCCAUCAAUACUGAGACGGUGCGUCCGCCAUGGGAGUAUUGACCUGGUGAGAUAUCUUCUAGAGUGCGAAAAGGCACCUACCGCAUCUCUAUCACCUCUUACUGUCGCCGCAAACUCCUCCGUCGCUCUUCUCGAGCUGCUUCUAGCUCAUGGUUGGGAUAUCAACAAGGCUGAGGUUGAAAGCUCCCUUGAGCGGGGCCAUAAGUUAAUCGAUCACGUCUGCGACGAUAACCAGUUGGUGCGCUGGCUGGUUGAGCAUGGCGCGCAAGUCACGGAUGGUGAGUUGGACGGCUAUGAGAUUUUCCCGCAACCGGCUCCAUUACUCGAGACAUGUGCUGUCAGAGGCUCUGUUGCAACGUUCCGGUUCUUACAGAGCAAGGGAGCAUUACUCGGCCACCGGACACUUCACCGAGCAGCUGGGGAGGCAGCAGCGGUUGGCGCAGAUCCUCACAAUAAUCGUCAAGAAGUCCAUGAUGAGGUACUUGGAGAUGAUGCCAGGGCAAGAAGGGAACGAGCAGAAAUGCUGAUAUUUCUUGUGGAUGAGAUGAAACUAGAGAUCAAUGCGAUGGAUUCUACCAUACCCGAUCGUGCGUACCACUGGGGGACUCCUCUAUGUUAUGCUGCCGUAAAAGAGAGGGGAGCUCAUGUCGUAAGGUGGCUACUGGAGAAGGGAGCUCAGCCCAUGGUUGAGACGGCACAGAAUGUUGCCAACGCAGAGAUGCUGGCGAGGCUCACGGGACGCGCAGAGAAUGCGAGGAUAUUGCAUGAGUGGAAGCAGAUACACUGA